Verruconis gallopava is the source of this 3736-nucleotide messenger RNA. RefSeq lists its product as uncharacterized. Bases 108 to 1091 code for a protein of 327 amino acids. Gene Ontology annotation, cellular component: cytoplasm. The record is from RefSeq and is a predicted model, not a curated record. Gene Ontology annotation, molecular function: dihydroorotate dehydrogenase activity. Gene Ontology annotation, biological process: 'de novo' pyrimidine nucleobase biosynthetic process; pyrimidine nucleotide biosynthetic process. NCBI's taxonomy places the organism in Eukaryota, Fungi, Ascomycota, Dothideomycetes, Venturiales, Sympoventuriaceae. The transcript has a single exon.
AGCUAUACUUCGACCUCACAGGUGUUGCUAGACAAAUCAAAGCAGAGCCUGCGUCAUCUCGAUGAGUUCUUUGUAACGUCCGCAUUUAGUUGUGACAGUUAGCAAUCAUGUUUAACCCACCAAUCCUCAACUCCGCUAACCCUUGGGCGACAACUUUCGAAGAUCUGCAAGCCCUCUACGACUGUCCAUACACAGGUGCCGUCACCACUCGUACUAACACGCUAAGCGGCUUUCCACACAAUGAUGAAAUACAUCAAUACUGCUUCUUCGACGCGCACAACAUGUGCUGCAUACAACGUGAGGGACACUGUGAGAGGUCGAGCUCCAGUCUCAAUACGUUAGGAUAUUCGCCAUUACCACUGGCGGAGACAAUAAAGAACGUAAAAGCUGUAGUAGGACAAACAUGCGAGAAAAGGGGGACAAAAGCAUUCAUAUUGUCGGUGACUGGUACACCGGAGGAGCUGCAGACAUGUUACGGCAUGAUAGCAGACCUGCAGGACGAAAUCCCAAAUACACCGCUGUACAUGGAAGUCAAUCUGUCAUGUCCAAAUAUAAGUGGCAAGCCUCCACCGUCAUAUGAUGAAGAUGCUCUGAAAGAGUAUUUGGGAGCGCUGAAGGCUGCUCAAGCUGCUGUGGGGGAAAGAUUGAAGGUACCCAUUGGCGUUAAAACUCCACCAUACUCGAACCCGGAAAAUUUCAAAAUGCUUGAACGUGCUCUGCUGAGCUGUGCGGGCAGUGAGCGUCCAAUAGCUUUCAUCACGGCCACCAAUACUCUUGGUUGUUCUCUGGUCUUGGAUGACAAAACGCCGGCUUUGAACUCAAGCAGUGGGCUUGGUAUAGGUGGAAUGGCUGGGGCUGCGCUGCAUCCGCUGGCGUUAGGAAAUGUGAAAAUGUUAAGGCAAAUGCUAGACACGCAUAAGAGCUUGGAAAGCAUACAGAUUAUCGGCAUUGGUGGAGUGAGCGAUGCUUCGGGAUACCUUCGAAUGAAAAGCGUUGGAGCUGCUGCUGUUGGGGUUGGGACGGCCCUGGGUCGCAAAGGAAUCAGGGUGUUCGAAGAGAUAUGCAAGGGGACAGUGCUCGAGCGUCUAUGACCGACACAGAGAGGCUCAUCUGCCGAAUCUCGAUCUUCGAUUCAAGUCUUAACCUUGGCGCUCCAUAUUCGGUGCCGUGCACCUCGGCGGUGGCCUUUCGCGUGCGCUUUGCUGAUGAAACAUUCUCUUAAAUGACUCUGCCAGAUCGAGUUGGUCCAUCGUCAGUGCAAUUGACCUGACAUGGCACUUCUUGCACCAAUUGGGCAUAUCUUCAAGCACGUUCAGCGAGACGUGCAUGGUCUGCUGAGCAAGGCCUCCAAGACCCCAAUACCGGCAGACAUACGGCUCACAUGCUUCUCCGGGACAAAUCAUAGUCUGAAUACCCUCGUUGUUCCAAGUCCAAGGCUUGUAUAGCCGGAUUUCCUUCAAUGAGAAGUGGGCUUGGCGAAGAAAGCAUUGGCUGGUUUGUCUGAAGGCAUUCAGAUCUCUGAAAUCGCAUUCCUCCAAAGCAAUGGUCUCAAGGGAGCUCAGGCCUUCUACUGCCCUGUCGACGGUCAGCAUAAGUCUACCAAAUAUUCAAAGUGGCAGCUUGUGUUUAUAAACUCAUGUGAAUACGAGUCAUGCUGCACAACUUAUAAAGUACAUACUUGGUCAGUGUCACUCCAUCUCCGAUGGAGACUGAAAGUUUCAGAGUCUUCAAAGAGCUGCUGGACAGGAAAGCUGGCAUCAUGUCCUCCGGCAAGCCGGUCUUCUGUUGAUCCGCCUCAAUGUCUAAGACCAAGUCUCUCAGAUGUGGAAAAUGCUUAAGGAAGACCCGAAGCAUCGCAUGCCGCGAACUUUGCUUCUCCCACUGUGAUGCUGAAUCACUGAUUGUGGUUAAUUUGCGCUCAUUUUCAUAACCCAUCCUAUCUUGACCCUCGAAUGUACUGCCGGUUGUCCAUACACCCGUUGUGUGCGCUUGCCUUUGCGAGAAGUUGAUUCUAUAGUGUUCGUUCGAACAGUCAAUAAGCUUCAGCUUCAGGGAGUGCACACCAUGGAAUGCUAGCCAUUUGCAGAGUCUGCUUGAGAGAUUUGCUUUAAGAUCUUGAAGAGCUAGGCGGGGCUCGAUCUUGAUUCUACGCAGACAUCUCAUCCGUCUGUUGACCACAGUAAGGAUACCAAACACCAAAGCAGAAGUAAGUUGGUGUGGCAGAGGUCGACGCCCAACCCAUACUUCUGAAUGACUGCCGUCAUUCACGAGGCGGAUAUAUGUUUUGCGACCGUGGAAAUGCGGGUAUCUGUGAUGCAAGCAUACAGGAAAACUAUCAACCAGUUCGAUGGUGUCGCAAUUUUUCAGCUGUGGGAGCGCUUUGAUGAGUUGAGCACCGACUCUUCUGACCGCCUUCGUGCACUUGUCAACUACUCUGUGCUCAAGGGGUUCUGCUUGUGCUAUCUAUGUCUUUGAUUAGCCUUCUGUUGUUCAAUUAGAAUGCAGCUGUGAUCGCGGUUUGCGAAUCAAGAUGACGAACAGAAGUGCACGAUGAGACAUACUGCGUGGAAUAAAAAAUUCAUGUGUACGCGCACAUGGCGGACUCGCUGUGCUGUUGCUUCAUUGGUGACAAUUCUUCCUAUGGCAUCUACGCUUGCACUUUGGUCGUCCGCAAUAAUGUCAAUUGUCGCAAAGUUUGCCGCGAAGAAGCUCUGAGCGAUCCUGUCAUUCAGAGUUCUGCAGGUCAAGCGAAGGUUGGCGACCGUCUCGAGAGGAGCCUGACGACAGAUUGCCAAAAUCAUCUCUGCUGGCAGACCGAGUAGCGACAUGACUAUAUCUGGUUGCAUUAUCUGGGAAGAACGCUAUCAGUUGAAUAAGCACGAUAUCGUUCUAUGGUCUCGGGCUGCGGGUCAAACAGUUGCGUUCACAGACUUGAUCCUAUGAAGUGAAAAGAGGUUGUCCACAGAUUUGUUAUGGCAACCUUUUCAUUAAAAGAGUGCUCACCCACCACCGCCACGGUGAAUUUCUUCAAGACGAUAGAAUUCGAGAGCCUUGCAGGAGUCACCGUGAUGCGAAAUCACUGCUCAAAUCUUAUGAUUGCUGGAUCUCGCAUUCGAUCGAACGACAUUAUAGACCUACCGGCGUAACAUAACCUCCUUCUCUCUGUCAUGUUGUCAUGGAACUGCCUCACGAAUUAAGCUUCUGGAAAUAGCAACAGCAAGCACAAAGUCUUCUGGAUUACGUGGUCUGUACUAUGCUAAGGAGAUGGACUCCAACGUUGUCGUUGUCUGAUCCCGACUAGCGGCCGCGGGAACGAACUUAAGGAAUUUACUUCUUGUAUAACGUUGUCUUCCACCUUCCCAAGCCUCAUAAGGUGACGCCUUUGAAAGCUACCUCCCUUCAGACUACCAAAAAGGUUCUCGUCGCAUAGACGAAUCAUGUCAUUGCAGGACAUGUUUUUUCAAGAUUGAGACCUCGAAGGUUUGAUCACCGUGAGAUAGAGAUCUUAGUCGUGUAGCAAAUGAUCUCCACGUGCAACUAUUCCGUGAUACUCUGGUCAUCGAGUAGAUAAGACCUGUAAAGAGGCCUCACUAAUUGGAAGAUGGGCGCCGAAUGCUCGUGCCAUUGGUGUUCAUGUCCUUUCCAUCCUUCUUGCAUUUGUUUGCGAGACGAACCAGCUCUUCGAACAGGUUAGCAUUUUCGGUCUCAUCGCUACCGCCUCCAAACGCGUUUGCGC